AUGGGUGUCAUAUUCCGUCGUGUGAACGAGGCUCUCUCGAUCAACCCUCCAAGCGGCAGUGAGGAGCUGAGCGUGAACGGCAGCGACUGGUUAUGGGCGGUGACGGCUAUUUACGUUGUCUCUUUCAUUACCUUCUACGCUACCAGCUUCGUAGCUCGAUCUGGCGAGAAGAUCUUCCAUUACCUCUUCACCAUCGCCCUCCUUGUCGGUUCCAUCUCCUACUUCGCCAUUGCUUCUGAUCUCGCCUACGAAGUUGUCCCGGUCACCAACUACAAGCCCACGGCGUCGUGGACACGACAGAUAUUCUGGGCUGAGUACGUCAACUGGGCUGUUAGCUUCCCCGUCGUCACAAUCGCCCUCGGCCUCCUGAGCGGCGUCUCUUGGGCCACUAUCAUUUACAACGUUGCUCUGGCGUGGACCUGGGUCAUCUCUUACCUUGUUUCCGCCUUCACGACUACCAACUACAAAUGGGGCUUCUACGCUUUCGGAACCAUCUCAUGGGUCCUUCUCGCAUUCAGCACCCUCUUCCACGGCACAACUUCCGCCAGGCGCGUCAAUGUUUCCGGUGACCACACCCUUCUUGCGGGAUGGAUCAACCUGCUCUGGCUCCUGUACCCGAUCGCCUGGGGUCUAUCUGACGGCGGUAACCGCAUCGGCGUGACCCCCGGGUACAUCUUCUUCGGCGUUCUGGACGUCCUACUAGUUCCCAUCCUCUCCUUCGCCUUCCUCUUCCUUUCCCGAAGGUGGGACUACAACAGGCUUAACAUCGCCUUCACCCGAUACGGCCGUGUCCCCCAAGCCGGCGAAUUCCCCGAGAAGACGGCUACCGCCCCCGCGGCACCCGUCGUCGGCGAGCAGGCCGCGUAGACAAAUAAAAUAAAUGGAAGUAUGUAUCGGCAUGGACCGCCUAGCGUUGAACGUCGCUUGCAAGUCUCCCGGCCGGUCCUGCGCAUAUGAUACGCUCGAAAAAACUCUUUCUCACCUAACCUCGUUUGGUGUCAACCAUGGUAGGCUGGGCCUGUCACUCUUUACGACUAUAAUGACGGACGAAUCGUAACGACCUGGAUUAAUUGGGAUGCGGGAUCGGUUGCGAAUUGUUAUGAUAUAUUACAUACAUACCUAUAUACCCCUUCGCUCGUUUGGAAAGAUGGAUGGAUGGACUUUAUAUACCCUUCGUAGUAAUAAGUGUGGGUGUUGGGGGUGGUUGGGUUUGGUAGUCAGUCUAUUAAUGCAUAAUGGUGGUAGUCGAGAUUAAUAAAUACCCCUUCGCUGUUCGGUAUGGAUAUUAUUUGGUGUUGUCUUAUAUCAUAUGAGAACUUCAAUCGUGGAUAUGGUAUCUAUUGAUCCUUUCACUAGAGGUUCUAUUGUUUUCAUAUCUAUUUAUAGUAUUGUUACACUGUUG
This is a messenger RNA of Daldinia vernicosa, 1402 nucleotides long. Its product is annotated as family A G protein-coupled receptor-like protein. Lineage: Eukaryota; Fungi; Ascomycota; Sordariomycetes; Xylariales; Hypoxylaceae. The coding region runs from base 1 to 867 and encodes 288 amino acids. Gene Ontology annotation, cellular component: plasma membrane; endoplasmic reticulum. The record is from RefSeq and is a predicted model, not a curated record. The transcript is spliced from 3 exons.